This is a messenger RNA of Symbiodinium necroappetens, 248 nucleotides long. The record is from the annotation of a GenBank genome assembly. NCBI's taxonomy places the organism in Eukaryota, Dinophyceae, Suessiales, Symbiodiniaceae.
GUAAGAAGCAAACCUGGGAUCCGAAGCUCGUCAUGGAGACCUUGGCAGACUUCAAAAAGUGCGGCACCUACGACCUACGACGCACGUAUGGAAGCUACUUGCGAGCCUGGCGGCUGGUGCUCAGCCCCAAUGACUCAGUGACGGUGUCCCGCAUCCAGUUCUUGACCGCGUGCUCGGCUCUGGGAUUUAAGGAUGCUGGCAAAGUUCUCUGGCGCGCCUUCGGAAGGGACAGUGCCAGGGCUCGGUGA